CGCUUCUGCAAGCCAAAACCAUCAUUAUUACUUUAAAUUCUUCAAAAGUGUAGUGUUGUGUUAGGUCAAUUACUCGAAAUAUACAAGAUAUUAAACAAUAAACAUGGACAUUGAAACUAAAGUCAAAGAAGACAUGAAGGCUUUAGGCUGCAAGUCUGAUCUAAAGGUAUCGCUAGCCUACCAACUUUAUUUACAUCUCGUAGACCAGAAGUUGAUGUACGACACGGAGUAUUGUUAUAAUCGGGACAUAGAAACCCUGUACGUCGUCGCCCGGCCGAGAAGGAACGAGAAACCAAACAUAUACGUGCCGAUACCAACGCACGACGAGAUCACCGUGGAUUUCAUCAACAAAAUACAGGAGAAUCUGUGUACAGUUGAGACCGGGCCGUCUGUGAACCUGGCGUUUGUCGAAGGUGACCUAUCUAUUGUAAUCUACACAUUCACAAAGGGUCUGGUGGAGCGGCCACCACCGGACAAAGUUGCCCAGCUGCGAGUUAGAGACGGUAGGAGGAACUUCAUUGAUAACGAGCUGAAGAAGAAGAGGAACAACAUUGUGAAUGAUGCCCUCAACGGAGGAGUUGUGGACGAUGAUGACUGCCAAGUACUGGAGUGAAGGAAGUAUUGUAUUAUUGGGGAUUUUGUUGAUAACAAGGACCAAAGUCCUUGGUUUUCUUUGAUGUACAGUUGUAUCUGUUAUAGUUACAAUAUUGUAAUGUUUGUAGCACACCACUGUGUGUGUGCUACAUGUUUGAUACCAAUCUGUUCACUCAUUUGUCAUUGAGCAAAGAUGUCAUGUAUUCAGUGAAGUGUAUGUCACUGGAGUUUUAGUAGUGAAAUAAAAAUAAUUAUAUAAGAUUAUGUAUCAUUCAAAAUGUAUGUUAUUAUUGUAGGUUAAGUGAAGAUAGAAAUUUACAUUUUACAAGUAACUUUUAAUAUUUCUAAUUAACUAAGUUUUCAUAUUAAAUGACUUAAUGUGGAAAUCUACUGUAACUGUAAACUUUGUAUCACUUGAAAGAGUAAAGCUAAGGAGUGAGUGUUUACUGAAAUAUUUGCUUAACGUAACACUCACUCAUUAACAUAGACAUUAAAUUAAUUAUUAAGCUAAUAUUUUAGUAUUAUCUCUUCAAAUACAAAUAGAAGAUGAGUUUGCAUGAUUGAAAAAAUGUUAUGAAAAUCUAGUGUUAUAAGAAAUAAUGUGUAAUGAAUUUGAAAGAAAACUGUUUGGUCUGAGAUUAGCCCCGCGCACAGAUGAUACAUUCCUUUUAUUAUUGUUGUGGGGCUAAUAUAAUGUAUACGGAGAAAAGAGUGUAGAAUUGUAUGAGUAAGAUGGUAUUUGAUAGUAUGAAAAA
Spodoptera frugiperda (fall armyworm) is the source of this 1349-nucleotide messenger RNA. RefSeq lists its product as uncharacterized. Lineage: Eukaryota; Metazoa; Arthropoda; Insecta; Lepidoptera; Noctuidae. Gene Ontology annotation, molecular function: nucleic acid binding. The record is from RefSeq and is a predicted model, not a curated record. The transcript has a single exon. Gene Ontology annotation, biological process: tRNA splicing, via endonucleolytic cleavage and ligation. The coding region runs from base 104 to 613 and encodes 169 amino acids.